GCUGCCCCAGCCCCCCCACAUACCUGCAGAGCAUCCACGGUCCUCUCCCACCUCCUCCUCCUCCUCCGCAGCCUGGGACGGGACAGUCGCACUGCAGCAGCAGAGUCUGGAGGAAACUACUUUUUAACCCGAGAGCUGAGUCCAUCCUGCACCAGCUGAGAUGCUGCUGAGGAGAAUCCGACAUGUUCUUCCACUUCUCUGUAUCAUCUGCCAUCUCUCUCUGGCAUUCCCCACCCAAAAUCCAUCUGCAUACGAUGACGUCCAGUCCCUCCAGGUGAACAUCCCCCACUCAGGUCCUGUUUCUGCCCCACUGGGCAGCUCCAUCUCCAUCCCCUGCUCGGUGUCCCUGUCCUCCACACCCACCACCUCCUCCCCCUCCUCCGCCCCUGUUGCACCGCGGGUCAAGUGGAGCGUGGUGUCCGCAGGGGUGGAGACGCAGAUCCUGGUGGCGAGGGGUCAGAGGGUGAAGAUCAACGAGGCGUACAGAGAUCGCGCCGCACUGCUCAAUUACACGUCCUUCCCCGAUGACCUGUCCCUGUGGCUGGGAAACGUGCGCUCCAGCGACUCGGGUCACUAUCGCUGUGAGGUGCAGCAAGGCCUGGAGGACGCCAGUGAUCUCGUGCAACUCAAGGUCAAAGGUGUUGUAUUUCACUACAGAGAUGCUCUGGGCCGCUAUGCGUUCUCCUUCCAUCAGGCCAAGAAGGCUUGUGAGGCCAUUGGCGCCGAAAUGGCCACCGCUGACCAGCUGCUGGCGGCUUAUUACGAUGGAUACGAGCAGUGCGAUGCAGGCUGGCUGGCAGAUCAGUCUGUCAGGUACCCAAUCCAACUUCCCCGUGAGGGCUGCUAUGGAGACAUGAACGGGAAAGCAGGCGUGAGGAACUAUGGGACGAUGGAUCCAGAUCUAGAUCUUUUUGAUGUUUAUUGUUAUGUGGAACAAAUCAACGGAGAGGUGUUCCACGACUCUGUCCCACAGCUGCUGUCGUUCGCGGAAGCACGGUCAUACUGCAGAGCUGCAGGGGCUGAGAUAGCGACAACUGCACAGCUGUACUUGGCGUGGAGUGAAGGUCUGGACUGCUGCAGCCCCGGGUGGCUGUCUGACGGCAGUGUGCGCUACCCCAUCACCACCCCCAGGGAGCGCUGUGGAGGGCCGCAGGCAGGCGUCAAAACCCUUUACCGGUUCAGCAACCAAACUGGUUUCCCAGAGCCGUCCAGCCUUCACGACGUGUAUUGCGUGAGGGACAACAGACAUGCUCCCACUGACUCUCCCCCCGACUACAUGGCCACCGAGGCUGAAGACAUCGGACAAGAUGUUGUUAUUUUUACGCGAACAGAUCAAGAGCUGCUCCUGAACCAACACAAAGAGCAGGUGGAGCGAGAGGCGCUGAGUGUAGUUGAGUCGUUCCCCUUUGUCUCGCGUCCUUCCACUGAGGAAAACCUGGUGGACACACAUCCAACUGAUAAUGCAGACACAACAGAGUCUCCCCUCAACUCCACAUAUGUGGACCUCCUUCAGCCGUUUGAUGAAAUGUCAUCUGCUACAGAAAUUACCUCCCACUCCCAGCAUCCUGUGAUGAAAGGAACAAUCAGCAGCACAGAAACCUACAAUGUUCCACAAAAUGCAUCAGUGCUGCCCAGUGUUGACAAUGACACAACCUCCCACCAGAGCCUGAACUUCACCGUUCACCAUUUUGAACCUGAAAACUCCACAGGGUUUCCUGAACUAUCAUACGAGCCUCUCACUCGUAACCAAACAGAUGCAAGCCCUGAAGAGCACACGCACCUGGCUGAGAGCCCGGAGGAUUCCCCAGAAAUACAAGAGACCUAUCUGGAUUUAAUCGGAUCACAAGCCAAUUACAGUGAAACAGAGACAAACCUUACUCAGGAGGAGACCAUCCUGGAAGCGACAGCAGACACCUCCGAAGACAUCCUCCAGGUGAAGCUGGAGGAGGCAGCAGUAGCAGGGCCUGAGCAGAUGUUCCUCUCGACUCAGUCUCCAGGAGAGGAAGGAGAACUUCUAACUGGCAAUGCUUCAACUUCAUUGUGGCCUCCUCUUGAUGGAUCUGGAGAUAUUUCUCAAGAGAGUGACCUUGACGUUGGAGCUGUCACUUCCAUCACCACAUCAGAUUCUUCCACUUCUGGUUUCACCACUCACCCGUCACCUUCUGCUUCACCUAGCAGCACUCCGGCUGAACCCCGGACUGCGCUUCCGAAUCCAACGCCUUCCUCUGAGUCACCAAAUACUGAUAGAUUGGGCUUCAGUGUCCUCGCCACAGUGGCACAGUUAUGGGAGACUUCCAUUUCAAAACAAGAGGGAAGUACUAGCUUAGAAUCUGAAGAAGCAGUCACAAUAGAAAGUGAGGAAAAAACACUGCAACCAACAAGGGCUCAAGACAUCCCUGUUUCUGGAGCAAAUCUGGCAACCACCGAGUCUUCAGAGGGGCCUGAAGCUUCUCAGAUGCCUACCGACUCCACCACAGCACAGUAUCAGACAUCAGGGUACAAAGUGUAUUGGGACACGGAAACCCUCACUUAUGAAGAGGCAAGUGGACAGGAGCCUGGUGUUGUUACUGCAGUCAUGGGGGUAGACAUCAAAUUUGCUCCAACCGUUGAAGAGGAACUCAAAGUUUCCUCAACCGUUGAAGACAAGGCUGAUGUUUCGUUUACUGUUUCCCCCACUCUGAAAGAUGAAGCGAAUUUUUCCUCAACCAAUGAAGAUGAAGCUAAAGAUUCCUUUUCACUUGAACAGGAAGAUCCCGUUUCCCCGACCGCUGAAGAGGACGUGACAGGUUCUCCAGUUCUUGAAGAGGAAGACAAAGUUGCAUCAACAUUUGAAGUUGACGUUUCCUUUUCACUGGAAGACAAAGUGACUGUUACCCCAACACACGAGGAAGAAACAUAUGUUGCCCCAACACUUGAAGAAGAAGCGGCUAACGUGGAAGAAGCUCUCAUUGCCCAAACGCUUGAAGAAGCUAAUGUUGACCCAACUGCUGAUGAGACUGAUGUUAGCCCAACCCAUGAAGAAGCUAACGUGGCCCCAACCCUUGCAGAAGAAGCUAUUGUUGUCUUAGCUCAUGAUGAACAAGCUAACAUUUCUUCUGCCUUAGAAGAAGAAGCUAACUUGGCCGCUUCCAUUGAGGACUUCACCGUCUCUCCUCUUGAAUCUCAAACAUCUAACUGGGCUCUGCUGACAACCACAACUGGACCCCAAGAAUCCCUCAACGGUCUAGAGUACAGCAGGAGAACCUCCCCCACCACCUCCACAGCAGCUCCAGAUACCACCUCGAGCCCAAAGCCCACCCGGGCCACCAGAGCCACGACCACCACCGCCACCACCAAGACCACCACACACUGGUCCAGACGCAGCUGGAGCCCGACCACCGCAACCCGGAGAGUUUCCCACAAGACGCCAGAGCCCCAGAAGGUGACGCACCUCAUACCACCAGUGGAUCAGGGUCUGGUGGAUGGUGAGUUUAGUCUCACCAAGCCGCCCACCCUGCUUCUCUUGCCCAAUGAGAGGGCGGCUGUGGGCGGUACAGGGAAAUCUUCAGAUGCGUGUGAGGACGACCCCUGUCUCAACGGAGGCACCUGCACGGACAGAGACGGGCAGAUUCAAUGUCUCUGUUUGCCGACAUAUGGAGGAAACCUGUGUCAGACUGACCUUGAAAGCUGUGAACCGGGCUGGGACAAGUUUCAUGGUUUCUGCUACCGACACUUCAGCCAGCGUCUGAGCUGGGAGGUGGCGGAGCAGCACUGCCGCAUGCUGGGAGCUCACCUGGUUUCCAUCAUGACCCCCGAGGAGCAGAGUUACAUCAACAGCAACUACAAGGAGUACCAGUGGACCGGCCUGAACGAUAAGACCAUCGAGGAUGAUUUCCGCUGGUCUGAUGGAAACCCUCUGCUGUAUGAGAACUGGUACAGAGGUCAGCCGGACAGCUACUUCCUCUCAGGAGAAGACUGUGUGGUGAUGGUGUGGCACGAUGACGGACGCUGGAGUGACGUGCCCUGCAACUAUCACCUGUCCUACACCUGCAAGAAGGGCACCACCUCGUGUGGUCCACCGCCAAAGGUCCGAAACACCUCCCUAUUUGGAAAAGCUCGACAGAGAUAUGAAACCAAUGCAGUUGUGCGUUAUCACUGUGUCGGGGGUUUCCAGCAGAGACUCAACCCUGUGAUCAGGUGUCUGUCUGGAGGCCUGUGGGAGAGACCACAGAUCAUGUGCAUCCCCGAGGGUGGAGGUCCAACACAGAAUCCUGACCUGACGUCACUGACCAACAGCAACUUUGCAGCGAUCGAAGACGAUUUUGAAGCCACUAAAGAGACGCCACAGUACUGGGACAUCAAGUUUUAAUAAGUCGGUUGUACUUUUCUUGUCUUGUUUUGUUAAACUCUGCUGCUGUAACAUGACAAAACAUCUGUUUGCUUUUACCAAUGAACCACGAAAGCAAAGAAAAAUGGGCCACAGGCGACUUUUGAGAACUGUUAACUUGAAAACAUUCCUAUUUUAAUAACCUUGACAAAUUACCUUUAAAAAUACCUUUAAAAGAAAGAAGCGUCACUGUCAGAUAUUUAAAAAGGGUCUAAAGUGAUGAGUCCUUUCCACAUGAAAUAAAUAAAGUAGAAGUGCAAAGUGUUAAGUUUCCAUACCAACUCCAAAUCUACAAUAAUAACUAUUUUCUAUUUGUUUUUUUUAAUGUUAAGAAGCUUUUUAUUAAAUGGUGCUAAUGUCGUCAAACCUUUGUAUCCAACAGAUAUGUUUGUUUUCAGUGUGGUGUCAGAGUAGAGACGUGUACCUGCUUUUAAAAAAAAUCUAUAACUCCAAAGCACAAAGCCAACGUUAACAAAAAUAAAUGAAAUCAUUUUUGUACAUAUAUUUUUAGCUGUCACUCCUGUGAUUGCUGUCGGCAUAUUGAAACCUCUGACUCCCAGCAGACACCGUUUUGUUCGUCAGCUUUAUGUUGUAAUAAAGUUUUGUAGAACAGAGCAAAGAAUAAAUCGUUCUCUUAUUUUACCCUCA
This is a messenger RNA of Platichthys flesus (European flounder), 5014 nucleotides long. Its product is annotated as brevican core protein-like. Gene Ontology annotation, molecular function: hyaluronic acid binding. Gene Ontology annotation, biological process: cell adhesion. The record is from RefSeq and is a predicted model, not a curated record. The transcript is spliced from 14 exons. Bases 161 to 4348 code for a protein of 1395 amino acids. Lineage: Eukaryota; Metazoa; Chordata; Actinopteri; Pleuronectiformes; Pleuronectidae.